CGGUGGUGGAGUUCCUGGGAGAAUCACGCACCCGCUUACAGAGAAAGUGUGGGGACACCGCCUCUGCGUACUGAGAUAGGAGGAAGAGACUUGCUUACCUUCCAAUUCUGAAGAGUUAAGAAUCAUGUCUUCAGUUUGGAAAACUUCCUAUGCAUCAGAUACAAUGCCUGAGAUCAUGGUGAAAAUUAUUGGAAGCAAACAUUACCGAUACCUUGUGGAAAAGCCAAGCAUUAAAGAGAAUGUGAACUUGAAGGCAGAAGCUAAACCAGUGCUCCAGAACUCCAUCCUUGGUAAUACAAUGCAAAUGAACAGAGCCCCUCCAGCUCCUGAAAACCCUACUGAUCACCAAAACAAUAAUGAACCAAAAAAGGAGAAAGAAAGCAAACACCUAGAGAGCAGUCAGAAGUCAGAGAACAUCCAGAGACAGCCAACAGAAUGGCAUGGUAGAAGAUUUCUAAAUGACAGAAUUCCCAACCAAGUCAAUGUCCAUUGUAGAUCUGUACCAAGCGGAGACCAAAGUCUGUCCUAUAUUCAUGCUUUCCCUAGGAAAAAUCUAAGAGACUUGUCCUUGGAACAGAUGGUGAGAGAUGGCCCUGUCCAACCUGAGGAUGCUGUCCAGAGGACAAGUGGAACAACAAGAGAAGAUACAUUUCUUCUUGCCUUGGUCCAAAGGGAAAUCAAGGCACGUCCUUUAAGUUCCAGCUUAUUAGAAAAGCUUCAAAAGGAACUGAAGAUCCUGGAUCCUGUCUCUACAGGGUUUCUUCUCCAAUCUCAGCUAAGCCGCCUCUUCUUGAGGCUUGAUGUUCCUCUACAUUUACCAACAAUCAAGAUCCUUUGCCAGAGAUUUUCUAAGCAGGACUCUCCUGAAAUGGUGAAUUAUGAAAAGUUACUCUGGUUUUUAAAAGCUGCCACUUCUAAUGAUCCACAGCAGAGCAAAGAAUUUGUGGACAAUGAUCUGAGAAAAAUUCAGGCUAAUGAACUUCAGAUCCAAAGAAGUAACCCUCAAGACACCAGUUCCCAGUCAGAAGUGAACAAGAGCUUGGUGGAGGUCUUAAAGAUGGCACUAAGGGCAACAAAUGGCAAACUCAACCUAGAGAAUCUCAAUUUGAGUUUUCGAAAAGAAGAUCGCUCAUUCUCAGGGUAUCUGCCUCCACCCAAGAUUAGAGCUAUAUGUGGGAAGCAUGGAAUAUCUCUGACUCUGAGCCUCCUAGAAACAUUGCUGAACCAUCAAGAUUUGGGCUAUCGAAAUGAAAUAAAGUGGCAGAGUUUUGUUGAACUGUUGAGCAGGGCUUCCUCUGAUUUGUCAUCUGAUUUAUCCACAGGAAGGAAAGAAAAGGAAACUCAAGCCACUGCCAUGCCUCCUGAAGAACCUGAAAUGCCACAAAUUAAAGAGACUAUGGAAACUCCAAAAGAGCAGCAGCAGCCAGAAAAAGUUCUGGUAGAGUCUUCACUAACCAAAGAUCCAAUGAAUUCUUUGAAGAUGAGGCCAGUCUCCCAGCCUCUUGUGAGUCCAGUAAAGAAGUCUGAGGAAAGUGUGACUUGGAUGGACAGGUUCAGAAAGCUAGAAAAUGCCCUCUACUUGUGUGAUCUGAGUAACACAGGAGUCCUGGAGAGGGAACGAGCGAAACGUCUCAUUCACAACUACAAUCUCAUUUACAGCCUGUCCCUGAGCCCUCGGAAAAUCGACCAGGCCUUGCGCAGAUUCCGUGCAGGGGAAAAUAUGCUUUUGGAGCCAGCGCUUCGGUACUUAAAGGAGCUAUGAUAACAAACCCAUAUUGUGCGAACAGAUGUUUCCUUUAUCUCCCUUUCACCCAGACACGUGAUGAUCCUUGGUGCCGUGGGCGAAGGCACCGUCAAAGCACUGGCUGAGGCAGCUACUGCAGACACGUAGGGAUAUGAACUUGUUUCUGGCUAGGGUGCUCAUUCAGAAACCAUUCCAAAUGGCCCAAGAAAACCAGCUUUACUCUUCUGAGGUGGCAAGAACUCACUGGCUUCGAAUACUCUUCUGUCCCAAUAAAGCUUAUUAUUAGUAG
Molecule: messenger RNA, 2033 nt
Organism: Suncus etruscus (white-toothed pygmy shrew)
Lineage: Eukaryota; Metazoa; Chordata; Mammalia; Eulipotyphla; Soricidae
Gene: C6H1orf87
Product: chromosome 6 C1orf87 homolog
Exons: 12
Coding region: 125-1762 (545 amino acids)
Source: RefSeq, a predicted model, not a curated record